GCUAUAUCCGCUUUGCAUUUGCUCAGUGUAAAAUAAAAUAUUUAAAAGCAGAAACUUCCUUAUUCAUUUGUAUCCAUAAUGACACUGUAAAGCUGGAUUUGUUCUUGAAUAUAGGAUGCAACAAUGACAGUGUACCGUGAAAUAUUGUUUUUUCUGGUUAACCUUUUCUUCUUGUAUAUGCCAGUCGCUGAGCGCUGUAUAUACUCUUCGAGUUACGAGGUCAAUAUCUGCAGCGCCGGCAGUGCAUCGGGAAAAAGAGUCGGAAUACGCAACUCUGAUGUACCAAAUGAUGAAAUAGUUAAUUGUUCGUGUGAUAUCCAAUCACAGGGCCAAGUAAACAUAGUAGCGUUAUUCGAAGGACCCGGGUUUGAUAACUGUGGAACGCGACUUAAUCUACAAAAUGUUGUUUUUACCUGCCAUCAUGGUUCUACAACAAUUGUGUCAACUACGUCAAGACUUAACUUCGACAAAACCUACUCCGAUAAUGACAAGUGGUGCAUGUUCUUUGAUGCAGGUGGACAUAACAUUACUAUCACGUGCUAUGGCAUUGGCGACCAACUAACGGAAAUUACAACUACCAGGUAUCUUGCCACUUCGACGACGUCGGUUUUAACAACACUAGAGACAACAUCCUCUUCAUCAUCUCAAAAACCGUACAAUUUAACAACUAUUAUCAACAGCAAUAUCAGAACUUCCAUCACAAACAUCCACAAUACAUGAUAGAACAUCACAAACGCAUGCCAUCACAACAAUGUCUUCCCUUAUCUCAUCUUCUACAAUAAAAGAAACAGCCUCAGACAGUACGACUGGAACUAUUCCAAGAGUCACGACUGCAUACACACAGCCAGUAUCACACGGUGCUUCAGUUGAUGUUUCAACUUCUUUGAUCACGACAGAUCUUUCUUCUGUUAGUCAUCAUGUUGACACAACUCUUACAAGCACUGCCUUUACCAGCGCACAAAGGACAGCAGCAAGACUUCCAGAGCUACCAAUUAUAUUGAUCAGCACCGUUUCUUGUAUCUUGCUUAUUGCCACUGUGACUGCCAUCAUCGUCCAUGUAGUAAGGAAAAGAGGACCGAACUUUGAUCAAAAGGAUACAGAGGAUGCGAUCAACGACCCGACGUCUGGCUCAGUUAUUAACGCCUAUAACCCCAGACACUCCUCUGCUAUUACAAAUCCUAUGGACUCUAACCUUGAUGUUGCUCGAAACAACAACGGUCUUUCGUCAUUUCAUGUGGAAAGUUCACCAACCUACGCAUCUAUAAAUAAGCACCCAGGUCCUAAUUAUGAAAAUAAUACAUUUCCAGCUGAAAGAUCAAUCGUUCGUUCACCAGGGAUUCAAUUUAAAUCACCAGUACCAGAAACUGUGGACGAGACGCAAGAAUCAGGGACCAGCGACCUUUACGCAGUUGUAAAUAAACAAAGAUCAAACCAAGAUAACACAGACAUGCAUACUGCAAACUCUCAAGUCGGACCAAUGAAAGGAAUUCUGAAGAUUCAAACUCGUCACAAAAGUGACAAUGUGAAUAGGUUUGACAAAGCCGAAGAAAAUGAAGCGGUUAAAUUCAAUAACGAUCACAUGCCUGAUUUGGAGCAAUACCCCGUCGAUCAGGAGUACACAACUGACAGUGAUGAGGAUAUGAACACGAUAAAUCCCAUCUAUAAUCCGGGCACAUCGGAAAUGACAACCGCAUUGUAAAUGGGGGACUGAAACAUAUUAAAAAAUGCAUGUACAUAGGCAUAUACAUAUUAACAUGUAAAUAGCGCUUUCUAAAAAUGUUUUGCUUGUAUAAAUGAAAUAUAUUUCAAUUAGAGUAGUUGAAUAGUGAUACUCAGAUAUGUAAAACUCUAUUCCAUUUUCUAGCUCUCGUAUAUGACGAGGUAGCAAAAGAAAAGUUUGUUGUUUGUGCUUGCUUUUCUGAAUGUCAUAAACAUAACGAAUAACAUGGCAAACAUUGGCACGGACAUAAACCGUGACAUUGGUAAAGAAUUUAAGUAGAAAAGGUAAAACCAAUAUCCAUUAUUUUUACCUCUGUCAUUUGCGUAUUUAAAUCUUGUUUUGUACAUUUAUCCAUUCCAGAAUAAAAAUGUAGUAGUUAUACGUUUAUAUUGAUUGAAAUUGUUAUUAAAGCUGCACCAUCACAGA
Messenger RNA from Mya arenaria, 2146 nucleotides. RefSeq lists its product as uncharacterized. The record is from RefSeq and is a predicted model, not a curated record. Bases 752 to 1699 code for a protein of 315 amino acids. The transcript has 6 exons. Lineage: Eukaryota; Metazoa; Mollusca; Bivalvia; Myida; Myidae.